AUGGCUUCCACACACCACUUCGAUGUCAGUCGCCUCUUCAGCGUAAAGGGCUAUGUUUGCCUAGUAACGGGUGGAGGAACUGGCAUUGGUCUUAUGGCAACUCAAGCCCUUGCCGCCAACGGUGCAAGAGUCUACAUCACUGGUCGCCGAAUGGAAGUUCUGGAAAACGCUGCGAAAGAACACUGUCCGUCAUCCUCGAAAGCCCAAUCUGACGACAUUGCAUCCUCUCUGCGAGAUUCUGGAGGCCGCAUCAUCCCUAUUGGCCCAUGCGACGUGACAUCGAAAUCUGAUCUCGAGAAGCUCGUUAAGCAAAUCUCCGAAAAGGAAGACCAUGUAGACCUUCUCAUCUGCAACGCAGGAAUUUCCGGACCCAAGGUCGAGCCAAAAGAAGAGAACGCUCUGGAGCUGUCGAAAAAAUUGUGGGAGGGAGAGAGUGUUGAGGAUUGGCAGAAGACCUUUCAGACGGACGUCACUAGUGUGUACUUCACCACCGUURCUCUCCUUCCUCUGCUACAGGCAGCACACAAUGGAAAGGAUACAGGCGCGGAUACCCGCCAAGAUGGAUCUGGUAGACUGGAGAAGUUUGGACCGAGCGUCAUUACCAUUUCUUCCAUGUCCGGACUCAUGCGAGAUGCUCAAGGGCACUUCUCAUACAAUGCAGCCAAGGGAGCCACGGUCCAUAUCAGCAAGUUGAUGAGUGCUGAGUUCCAGAAAUUGGGCAUUCGGGUGAACUCGAUUGCACCGGGCUACUUCCCGAGUGAGAUGACAACAAAGAAGAGUGACGAGAAGAACAAGAGCCAAAUGCCGGAGGGAAAGAUCGAAGGCACGGGACAUGUCCCCGUCAUGCGAGAAGGUAGAGAUGAGGAGAUGGGUAUGGCGGUUUUGUUUCUGUGCAAGAACGGGUACGUCAACGGCGAGAUCAUCGCUGUGGACGGUGGAGUCCUGAACGUUGUCAGUGGGAGGUAA
This is a messenger RNA of Ramularia collo-cygni, 966 nucleotides long. RefSeq names its product related to tropinone reductase. The record is from RefSeq and is a predicted model, not a curated record. The coding region runs from base 1 to 966 and encodes 321 amino acids. NCBI's taxonomy places the organism in Eukaryota, Fungi, Ascomycota, Dothideomycetes, Mycosphaerellales, Mycosphaerellaceae. The transcript has 2 exons.